CUGUGACCUCACAGCAGCCAAGGCUGAGACCUGGCAGCAGCUCGGUGCAGGGACAGGUACUGUUCGUGCGGUGGAGCAUUGACCUGUCUCCCCCGACUCUGCUCCAAGGCUGACCCAAAGACCUGUAUCAAAGAGUUGCACAAGAGAUAGAGACUGGAAUCUCUCUGAAUGUGCUGCCUGCAGACUUAAGACUGGAGACUCGAGAUGACUUCUCACAAGAGAUGCUUUCAAGAGGGGUUGUGCUGAAGACAGAGUGCUGCAGCCUCUAACUGGGACAGCUCCUGCUGGUCUGGAGCUGAGACCCAACUUCCCUCCCUCUCUUUUCCCUUGGAGAUGUUGCAGAGAUUUAAUCUGACCUCUUCCUGCUCACCUGAAGAAGCCUGCUGUGGCAAUGAUCCCUCAGCCAGAUCCGACCACCAAAGAGAAGAGAAUUGUGCGUUUGAAGCUGGGCCGUCGUUGUAACUGAACUGGAAUUUACUCCCUGCUUGUGCUCCCGGAACGACUGCCCUUCCUCUGCUUGUCUGUUUGUGCUGUGAGCCACUUCUCCCUGAUCUUGUUUGGAAUUCCUGAGCUUUCCACGCUGAAUUUGCCCAUGGCUUUCCUGAUGAAGAAGAAGAAAUUCAAGUUUCAGACAAGUUUCACUCUAGAAGAGCUGACUGCUGUCCCCUUUGUCAAUGGGGUUCUGUUCUGUAAAAUCAGGUUGCUAGAUGGAGGAGACUUUGCUAGUUUAUCUACCAGAGAGGAAGUUCAGGAAAACUGUGUCCGCUGGAAAAAGAAAUUUACCUUUGUGUGUAAAAUGAGUGCCAACCCUGCCACAGGACUCCUGGACCCCUGCAUCUGCCGAGUUUCUGUCCGUAAGGAGCUGAAGGGCGGAAAAACCUACUCAAAGCUGGGCUUUGCUGAUCUAAAUCUGGCAGAAUUUGCAGGCUCUGGAUCCACUGUCCGUUGCUGCUUGCUGGAAGGAUACGAUACUAAGAAUACCCGACAGGACAACUCCAUCCUAAAGGUCACGAUCGGAAUGUCCCUGCUCUCUGGGGACCCCUGCUUCAAAACGCCUCCUUCCACCGCCAAAUCCAUCACCAUCCCAGGGCAGGACUCUACUCUGCAGCUGACCUGCAAGGGUGAGGGAACCACCAGCAGCAGCAGUUCCUCCACAAUUGGCUCCCUGCGCCAGAGCAAGCCAAGAACUGCCAUUCUCAGCUCAGGUGUCCCAGAAGAGUCGGAUCAGAACCUGUCCAGCCCAGAGGAAGUUUUCCACUCAGGGCACUCACGGAACUCGAGCUAUGCCAGCCAGCAGUCCAAGAUCUCUGGUUACAGCACGGAGCACUCCCGCUCCUCCAGCAUGUCCGACCUGACCCACCGCAGGAACACGUCCACCAGCAGCAGCGCCUCCGGGGGGCUCAGCAUGACCGUGGAGUAUCCCGAGGGGGAGAGGGAACACAAACUGGAGAAGCCACCUCGCCCCCCCCGACCACCCCUCCUGCUGGACAGACCCUCCCGGAGGAAAAAGGAUUCAAUGGAGAGUCACCCAACCCGAGUGGAUGACACCAGGAUCGAUGCUGAUGAUAUAGUGGAGAAAAUAAUGCAGAGUCAGGACUUCACAGAUGUCAGCAAUACUGAAGACAGCAACUUGAGGUUGUUUGUGAGCAGAGACGGAACAACUACGCUGAGUGGUAUUCAGCUGGGAAACAGGGUCUCAUCUGGAGUUUACGAGCCUGUGGUGAUUGAAACCCACUAAAUGUGAAGAACAGGGUAGAGCUGCUGGACACAGGCCCCCUACCCAGUCCUCUGCCACAUGGAUGCCAACCUUUACCUCUCUUCAUGCAGCAUUCCAGAAGGGAUUUCUCCACACCCCUCCCCACACGUUUGCACUGCAGAACUACUCCAAGACCACUCCAGAACAUGCACUUUCCCUGCAUUGGCAUUGUCCUUCUCUGCUUCCUGGUCCUUCCAGUGCAUGCCUUCCCCCUGUUCCUGCUCAGACACAAGGUGUCUGUGGGGCUUAUCCUUGGGCUAGUCCCAGAGGAUGUUGCUCAUCUGCAUCCCUCAUUCCACCCAUUCACUUUGCAGCAGGAGACUUCUCAGUUUCUGUCUCCCCAAAACAUUGGGUUAUACCACUGUGAACUCUUCAAACCACUGGGGGUGGGGGAAACCAUUCUAACCAAACCCAGAGCUGCUUGCUGGGGACACGGUGACAUGGCCACUUGCAGGAUGCUUUAUUCCAUUGACUCUGCAAGGGAACAUCACUUCCCAAGGCAAUGGUUGUACUGAACAAGGUAUGCUGUGGUGUACGCUUCACCUUCCUAUCCUCACAUCCCCAAACAACAUCUUCUCAUAGGAAAUACUUCCCAAAAGUGCAUUUCAGAAAACUGCCGCAAUCCAGCUGGGAGUUGGUGAACGGUUAAAUGUGAGUGCUCAUCACACCACCGACUGCAGCAGCCCUUCCACUGCUGGGCAUGGAAGGGGGUGUUCGUCAACUAGCAUUAGCAGGAGCACUUUAGAGGUUACAGAUUUUACCUGGAGGAGGCUUCUACUCACUAUUCCAGGAGUAUAAUCUGUGUUUGCUGGACUGAUUCAGCAAAUAGUCCUGUUGGAGCUUGGAAUACAAAGCCUCUUUUUUUUUUUUUUUUUUUUUUUUUUUUUUUCUUGUUUCAUUGGUUCAGGAAGGGAGCUGCCCUUCUUGGACUGUGAAAUGAAUCUUGUCUGACAGCCCUUCCCUGGACCAGAGCUGGAUGUAGUUGACUGCAGUGGUGUCUCUGUUUGGUGGUGAUGUCAAUUGCCUCUCUUGGCCUGGGCCAGUAAGGGAUUUGGUGUUGCUUUGCCUUUCUUGCCUUGUCAGCAGAGAUCUGUGCCUGAGCUGGUUCCUUCUGGGGCUGGGGAGAAGCUACUGUCUCUGCCUUCAAGGGUAGAAGGGGUGUUUGCUGCUGCAUUAGCCACAGCAGCUGUUCUGACCUGCUCUGUGGUGAGUGAAUUCUUUUGACAAGGCUUCAAACUGUUCUCUGGUUGAUCUUUCAAUUGCUCUUCUUUGGGUUUGGUUUCUGCAGUUGUUUGACACUUUUCCUUGCAGUGUGUGGCAGAAAUGUCGAUCCCUUUCAGCUCCCACGUGGAGAUUCUCCUGGCAGCCGAAUUGCCAGCGAGGAUCUGGGCAGCCCCCGGCUGUGGGCCAGCAGCAGGCUGUGCUUGCAGCCCUCCCUGUACAGAGCCCCUCAGCUGAUAAGCUAUUUGUGUGUAGUGCCCAUUCCUCUUUUGCCAGUGUACUGUGGUAGCACUCAGCAGCCGUGCCCUCGGAGCAAUUCCACACUCCAGGACCUGGCUCCCCUCUGACACCUGUGUGUGUGUGUACAGGCACACACUCAUUCUGUUCAGCCAGGAAAGACUUGUAACUGAUCACGUCGUUCAAAUUCUUAGUUAUUGUAAAGCCUCUUUUAAAGGAGGAAAAAAAAAA
Cyanistes caeruleus (blue tit) is the source of this 3445-nucleotide messenger RNA. It is a transcript of the gene EEIG1, whose product is annotated as estrogen-induced osteoclastogenesis regulator 1. NCBI's taxonomy places the organism in Eukaryota, Metazoa, Chordata, Aves, Passeriformes, Paridae. The record is from RefSeq and is a predicted model, not a curated record.